UUAUUCUCAGUGAUGACGGGUGUCAGGGAGUACCUUGUGUACGGUGUUGACGAUGCUUACAAGCAUCUCUGGCCGAUACAAUAUCAUUUGUUACAUAGCGACUACCUCGCUGCUAUAGAUUCACUUCGUCAGGGUGCGAAUCCUCUAGAAAGCCAGGGUGGAUGUGCAAGCGCAUUAACGUUAUGUUACCAGCUAUUUUUCAAGACACUGAACAAAUGUCUCAAUACCACUAUCCCUUUGGGUAUUCUGCAGGACAUUUCUGCAGAUGCUGCCGUCACAACUCCCUCUUGUAAAUUAACGUCUAGUCCGAAUCGUUGCAACAAGUCAGACUCUGCUGAUUCACCCGUAGAGCUUCAUGGUAUGGCGGACUAUAAUCUAGGUUCAUUACCAGCCCAAAGCGCUGAUUCUGAUGUUCCGGGUCAUACAUCGUUUACUUGUUAUGUUGAAGCGUCUAUGGCUACUAAAGACAUGAAUACCUGCCAAACAAUCCACCAAAAGCUUAUACGUCGACUGAAAGGUUUAUUUACCGUGUUGCGUGCUAUGUCAGAACGUAAGGAUUUACUGCUUCAUUGUAAGCAAGAGCUAUUAAGCUCCGUGGGCCAGUUGCACUACCCAGAGCUUUACAACAGUAUAAUGGAUUACCUGUUUAAGUAUUCCAAACGUUUUAUCUCAAGGACUGUUGAUGUAACCAACGUAUGGGAUGCCCAUAUGCUGUGGAAGGCUGCUACUUCCAAGGAUGCUAAGCUGAAGUUGAUCGCCACGUUUAUAUCAGAGGUAGCUACCAUUUUCGAGUCACUUUGUGGUCUAUUCCACGUUAAUAUUUACAACACGGGUCAGAAGUCAACGGGGGCUAUAUGCUCAGGACAUGAUCGCCAUUUACGUUUAAAUUCAAUGAACCCGUGUACCGUUGAGAUACUUGCCCAUAUGUCUUUUGUCACUGAACGACCUCUACUAUUCGACGCCAUGGUACUGCAAGAGUUCUUUCUUCAAGAGGCCUUUACUUUUAAGUGGAAUGAGCUUCUAUCACAUUUACUCUCUGGUGGCGAUCGUGUAAAGGUUUAUGCAGACUCUUUAAUGCGCCGCAGCCUAAGGCAUAAUGUGGAAUAUCGGAUUGAAUCAUGCAAUGCUGCAAUAUAAUAUGUUGCUGUGUGAUUAUUUGCCACAA
This is a messenger RNA of Babesia bovis T2Bo, 1165 nucleotides long. RefSeq lists its product as uncharacterized. Bases 13 to 1137 code for a protein of 374 amino acids. The record is from RefSeq and is a predicted model, not a curated record. NCBI's taxonomy places the organism in Eukaryota, Apicomplexa, Aconoidasida, Piroplasmida, Babesiidae. The transcript has 3 exons.